AUGGCCGCCCCUUCCGAGAUCCAACAGGUCUACAUCGCUCAGGACUACUCUGAGCCCACCGCCCCUCAGUACGAGUUUCCUCAGCACUACGAUCUGAACGAUCCCGACUCUGCUCGUCUCUCAUACCAGAGACUCAUGCAUGAGCACACCAAGCAACAGUUCGAGCUUGCCACAUCAUCAGCUCGUCGCCGCGGCUCUCCUCCAGAGCACGACCUUGCCGGUCUCCGCAAGGAGACCUCUGGCAUGAGCAUCGACUCUUCUUCUUCUUAA
Messenger RNA from Aureobasidium namibiae CBS 147.97, 270 nucleotides. RefSeq lists its product as uncharacterized. The record is from RefSeq and is a predicted model, not a curated record. The transcript has a single exon. Lineage: Eukaryota; Fungi; Ascomycota; Dothideomycetes; Dothideales; Saccotheciaceae. The coding region runs from base 1 to 270 and encodes 89 amino acids.